Messenger RNA from Dovyalis caffra, 1260 nucleotides. The record is from the annotation of a GenBank genome assembly. NCBI's taxonomy places the organism in Eukaryota, Viridiplantae, Streptophyta, Magnoliopsida, Malpighiales, Salicaceae.
AUGGAUUUGCCUGAGCAAAGCGUCACCUACAUGGAUCCUGCCUUGUACAAAGCUGCAGUACAAGGCAAGAUUGAUCCAUUUAAGUUUUAUCAAACUUCUCUUAAUCAGCUAUUGACUCCAAACAAAAACACAAUUCUUCACGUCUACUUGGAAAACCAAAGUAGAGAACCGGAAUCCAGUGCUAUUGUGGAUCGAAUUCUUGAAAUGUGUCCACCCCUUCUAUUGCAACCCAACAUAAAAGGUGAAAUCCCACUACAUUUCGCGGCACGACAUGACCUUGCCAAUGUAGUGACAGUCCUCAUUGAUCGUGCAAAAGCUCUACCUUUUGAUUUAGAAAGCGGGCUUUCAGAAGCAAAAAAGAUGUUGAGGAUGACUAAUGCAGAGAAAGAUACAGCGUUGCAUGUGGCAGCUCAAAAUCUCCGGAGCCGUGUGGUGGAAAUAUUGACUAAAGAGGACCGUGAAUUUUUAUAUUCCGCCAAUCACUAUAGAGAAACUCCACUCUAUCUCGUUACAAAUAUGAAAAUUUUUAGCCGUCCUAAAGUAAGAGCUAGGAGAAUGGUGAUCGAUACAAUCUUAAGUAAUUGCAAGUUAGUGGACUAUCGUGGCCCCAACGGCAGAACAGCACUGCAUGCUGCGGUCAUGAAUGAUGAUCAUGCCACCGUAAAAGAAUUAUUAGAAAGAGAACAGAGUUUGACGAAAAUAACAGAUGAAAAUGGGUGGUCGCCGCUUCACUACGCUGCCUAUUUCUCUCAUAGGAAUAGUACCCAAAACUUGUCGCAGAAAGAGAUCUUAGAAUCAUUGGCAGAUUUUGGAAGUGGACCGCAUGGGCGCAUAGUUGUGAACAAGAAGAAGGACAUCUCUGAAAUCCAAAAAUCAAGAGAGUCUGAUCUAGUAACAGCAGUACUGAUAGCAACAGUAACAUUUGCAGUAGCAUUUACCCUGCCCGGAGGUUACAAGAAUGAGCAAGGUCCUGCCCAGGGUACUGCAAUUCUAAGCAAAAAAGCAGCUUUCAUUGCUUUUGUUAUAUCUGAUACCAUGUCAAUGGUUCUUUCCCUUUCAGCUGUCUUUAUCCACUUUUUUAUGUCACCAUUUAGACCAAACGUCCGAAAUAAUUUUAUAGCCGCAGCAAUUCUUACCGAGCUUUCCAUGGCUACAAUGGUGAUCGCAUUCGUCACAGGUUCGGGGUCGAUAGCGGGUUCAAGUGGGGCCGUGGGAGAGAUGAUAGUGUCGGUGGUUAGCGCCCAUAGGUGUGACGACUAG